Molecule: messenger RNA, 342 nt
Organism: Gigantopelta aegis
Lineage: Eukaryota; Metazoa; Mollusca; Gastropoda; Neomphalida; Peltospiridae
Exons: 1
Source: RefSeq, a predicted model, not a curated record
AUGGCUGCUGUCAUUCUUCAGCGUUAUCGAGAACGCCGAUUACUGAGGAGAAACAGAAUAUUUAGGGACCGAACUCAUCCGUUUGAUGUUUUUGACGAUGAUGUCAUAUUUGCCAAGUUUAGAUUUAGAAGACAGGAAAUUCUAGCAAUCACAGAUGACAUCAGCGUCGAUAUUCUAUUAUCUAAACGGAUGGGUUCAUUGACCCCUCUUCUGCAAGUGCUAAUUACACUUAGAUACUUUGCCAGUGGCAGUUUCCAAGACGUUUGUGGGGAGCUUAUAGGAGUUGACCAGUCAACCGUAAGCCGAACUGUGACAAGAGUCACCGACGUCUUGCUACGUCAG